AUGGAAGAAACAAACCAGUCUACAGUGACUGAAUUUAUUUUUCGUGGACUUUGUAAUUCAAAAGAAAUCCAGACCUUCUUAUUAUUUCCAUUUUCUGUACUUUACCUGAUGACAGUUGUGGGAAAUCUCCUAGUUGUGCUCUUAAUCAUCAUUGAUCCACACCUCCAUUCUCCAAUGUACUUCCUACUGGCCAACCUCUCAUUUGUUGACUGUUGCCUUUCCUCAGUAACCACCCCUAAAUUGACCACAGACUUCAUAAAAGAUAACAAAACCAUCUCAUUUGGAGGAUGUAUGACCCAGAUACUCUGUGUGCAUUUCUUUGGAGGUGGUGAAAUGGUCCUGCUUGUAACAAUGGCUUAUGAUAGGUAUGUGGCAAUCUGCAAGCCACUUCAUUAUUCUAGCAUCAUGGACAGACAAAAGUGCAUCUGGCUAGUUUUGAUAUCAUGGGCCAUUGGCUUUGUGCAUGCCAUGAGUCAACUACUAAUAAUUUUAGAUCUGCCCUUCUGUGGACCCAGAAUUGUGGACAGCUUUUUCUGUGAUAUCCCUUUGGUGAUCAAACUAGCAUGCAUGAAUACUCAGACCAUGGGAACGCUAAUAAAUGCUGAUAGUGGAGUCUUGGCAACAACCUGUUUCAUCCUCCUGAUGCUCUCUUACACCUACAUCCUAGUCACUGUCCACCUUCGCUCCAGAGAUGGGGCCUCAAAAGCACUUUCCACUUGUACUUCCCACAUCACAGUGGUGGUGCUGUUCUUUGGACCCUGCAUCUUCAUUUAUCUGUGGCCACUUAACAUUACUUGGGUUGACAAGUUCCUGGCUGUGUUUUACACAGUAAUCACACCUCUCCUAAAUCCAGCCAUUUAUACAUUAAGAAAUAAAGAGAUUAAGAAUGCAAUAAAGAGACUAAUGACUCAGCACAUGUAG
This is a messenger RNA of Suncus etruscus (white-toothed pygmy shrew), 921 nucleotides long. RefSeq names its product olfactory receptor 4K3-like. The coding region runs from base 1 to 921 and encodes 306 amino acids. NCBI's taxonomy places the organism in Eukaryota, Metazoa, Chordata, Mammalia, Eulipotyphla, Soricidae. Gene Ontology annotation, molecular function: G protein-coupled receptor activity; olfactory receptor activity. The transcript has a single exon. The record is from RefSeq and is a predicted model, not a curated record. Gene Ontology annotation, cellular component: membrane. Gene Ontology annotation, biological process: G protein-coupled receptor signaling pathway.